GAGAUUGUCAGUUUUGUGGAGGGGGCGUGUGCCUGGAAUGUACUGUCUGAUAGUGACGUAGACGCUUAUUUUGCCAUGUAUAACUUACUGUCUGAUCAAAAUAAUUCAGGAUAAGGACCUGUGUGUUGGCGUAAUGUCUGACGAAGAGGUACCCUCCACUUCCCGCGAUGCCAAGCAAGAGUCGGAGGAGGAUGAACCACCCUUCCAACUGAAGCCUCCACCCAAGUCAACAGUGAAAGAGGGCACUGUGGACCCUGAGUAUGAAGAGAAGAGGAAAACGGACCGGGCGAACCGCUUUGAGUUCCUGCUGAAGCAGACAGAACUCUUUGCCCACUUCAUCCAGCCGGCCUCCCAGAAAUCCCCCACCUCACCCCUGACAGUGCGCGUGGGUCGACCCCGCAUCAAGCAGGAUGAGAAGCAGGACCUGCUGUCUGUGGGCGAUAACCGUCACCGCCGCACAGAACAGGAGGAGGACGAGGAGCUGCUGUCGGAGAGCCGCAAGGCUGCAAACGUGCUUGUGCGCUUUGAGGAGUCCCCUUCAUAUGUGAAAAAUGGAGCUUUGAGAGAUUACCAGACCCGAGGCCUGAACUGGAUGAUCUCUCUCUAUGAAAAUGGUAUCAAUGGUAUCCUGGCUGAUGAGAUGGGUUUGGGAAAGACUCUGCAGACCAUAGCCUUGCUGGGCUAUCUGAAACACUAUCGCAACAUCCCUGGCCCCCACAUGGUGUUGGUGCCCAAGUCUACCCUGCACAACUGGAUGAACGAGUUCAAGCGCUGGGUCCCCACUCUGAAAGCCGUCUGCCUUAUCGGAGACAAAGACGCUAGGGCGGCGUUCAUCCGUGACGUGAUGAUGCCGGGGGAGUGGGACGUGUGUGUGACCUCCUAUGAGAUGGUGAUCCGGGAGAAGUCCGUCUUCAAGAAGUUCAACUGGAGAUACCUGGUGAUCGAUGAGGCUCACAGGAUAAAGAAUGAGAAGUCAAAGCUGUCGGAGAUUGUGCGUGAGUUCAAGACAACCAAUCGGCUUCUUCUGACCGGCACGCCCCUUCAGAACAACCUCCAUGAGCUCUGGUCUCUGCUCAACUUCCUGCUCCCAGAUGUCUUCAACUCUGCUAAUGACUUUGACUCUUGGUUUGACACUAAUAACUGUCUGGGUGAUCAGAAGCUGGUGGAGAGACUGCAUGCAGUUCUGAGGCCGUUCCUUUUGAGAAGGAUCAAAGCGGACGUUGAGAAAAGUCUUCCGGCAAAGAGGGAGGUAAAGAUUUACCUGGGACUCAGCAAAAUGCAGCGUGAGUGGUACACCCGCAUUCUCAUGAAGGACAUCGACAUCCUCAACUCGUCCGGUAAGAUGGACAAGAUGCGUCUGCUGAACAUCCUGAUGCAGCUGCGUAAGUGCUGCAACCACCCCUACCUGUUUGACGGGGCGGAGCCGGGGCCCCCCUACACCACAGACACCCACCUGGUCACCAACAGCGGCAAGAUGCUCGCCCUCGACAAGCUGCUCCCCAAAGUGAAGGAACAAGGGUCCAGAGUGCUGAUUUUCAGUCAGAUGACACGUGUGUUGGACAUCCUGGAGGACUUCUGCAUGUGGAAGGGUUAUGAGUACUGCAGACUGGAUGGAAACACUCCUCAUGAAGCCAGAGAACAAGCCAUCGAGACGUUCAAUGCCCCCAACAGCAGCAAGUUCAUCUUCAUGCUGAGCACCCGUGCCGGGGGCCUGGGCAUCAACCUGGCCACAGCCGACGUGGUUAUCCUCUACGACUCUGACUGGAACCCUCAGGUGGACCUGCAGGCUAUGGACCGUGCUCACCGUAUCGGCCAGAAGAAGGCGGUGCGUGUGUUCAGGCUGAUAACAGACAACACUGUGGAGGAGAGGAUUGUAGAGAGAGCAGAGAUGAAGCUGCGUCUCGACUCCAUCGUCAUACAGCAAGGGCGUCUGAUAGACCAGCAGUCCAAUAAGCUGGCUAAAGAUGAGAUGCUGCAGAUCAUCAGACAUGGAGCCACACACGUGUUUGCCUCGAAAGACAGCGAGCUCACUGAAGAAGACAUCGACUCGAUCCUGGAGAGAGGAGCCAAGAAGACAGCGGAGAUGAAUGAACGAAUGGAGACGCUGGGCGAGAGUUCUCUGAGGAACUUCACCAUGGAUACGGGAGCGGAGACCAGCCUGUACAACUUUGAAGGCGAAGAUUAUCGUGAAAAACAAAAGCUGAGCAUGAUGGAGUGGAUCGAGCCUCCUAAGCGGGAGCGCAAGGCUAACUAUGCUGUGGACGCCUACUUCAGAGAAGCCCUGCGAGUCAGUGAACCCCGGACACCCAAGGCUCCCCGGCCCCCUAAGCAGCCCAACAUCCAGGACUUUCAGUUCUUCCCUCCACGCCUCUUUGAGCUGUUGGAGAUGGAGAUCCUCUUCUACAGGAAGACCAUUGGAUAUAAGGUGCCCAGAACUCCAGACAUCCCCAAUGCAGCCCAGGUCCAAAAGGAGGAGCAGUGCAAAAUCGACGAAGCCGAACCUCUUUCACCGGAGGAGACAGAGGAGAAGGAGAAAUUACUCACACAGGGAUUCACUAGUUGGAACAAGCGUGACUUCAAUCAGUUCAUCAAAGCCAAUGAGAAGUACGGGCGUGAUGACAUAGACAACAUCGCUCGAGAAGUUGAGGGCAAGACUCCCGAAGAGGUCAUAGAAUACUCUGCAGUCUUUUGGGAGCGCUGUAACGAGCUGCAGGACAUUGAGAAGCUCAUGGCCCAGAUCGAGAGGGGAGAGGCUCGCAUCCAGAGACGGAUCAGCAUCAAGAGAGCCCUGGACACUAAGAUAGCGCGGUACAAGGCUCCGUUCCACCAGCUGCGCAUCCAGUACGGCACCAACAAGGGCAAGAACUACACGGAGGAGGAGGACCGCUUCCUCAUCUGCAUGCUCCACAAGAUGGGCUUUGACAAGGAGUACGUGUACGAGGAGCUCAGGCAGUGUGUGCGCAACGCGCCGCAGUUCCGAUUCGACUGGUUCAUCAAGUCCAGGACUGCUAUGGAGCUCCAGAGGCGCUGUAACACGCUCAUCUCCCUGAUAGAGAAGGAGAACAUGGAGAUAGAGGAGAAGGAGAGAGCGGAGAAGAAGAAGAGAGCACCAAAGGGACAAAGUACCCACAAACGGAAAGCAGAGCAAGACUCUUCAGCACGGAAGGAGAAGAGAGCCCGCACCUGACGGGUCAGGGUCAGGGUGCUCUGGAGUAUUAUGACUCAUUCACACACACUUACCAACCAGUCCACUCGCUCGCAUUUCCGAUAAUCCCAUUUUCUGUGCAUGAAAUGUAUGCAAAAAAAAAAAAGGAAAAAAAAGAAUAAAACCAAACAAGUAGGUGUGCUUGGCUUGAUGUUCACCUGGGAGGUUGUGAGUUUGAGCCCCCCCCCCCCCUUGAGACCCCCCAGCCCCUCCCCCUUGAGACCCAUGGCAGACUGUGACAUCAUAAAGACUUCAUUGUGAUUGUGUGCGGUCGAAGCUGAAUCUCUGAGCCAAUGAGAUGCUGUGGUUGUGAUGUAACAUACUCAUGACGGAUGGAUAUGUGUUAAGCCCCUUUUCUGAGCGCGUUGCAUUUACAGUGUGCUACUACUCAUAUCUUUCUCAUGAAACUCUGCGCUAGCAUAAACUCCCUGAUAAGAAAAAAUCAAACAAAAUGGAUCUGAGCAAUCAUUUCGCCACGAUUGGCGCCUAUGCCGACUGCAAGGCCUCUGAUUUGUACGGGGUUUUUCUUUCCCACUCUUUUUAUAGCCGUUUGAUGCACUUUGAAGAAAAACAAGAAGUUAAAAAAUUUAAUCUGAUGUCUUAUUGAUUUGGCAUGCGGAAAAAAGAAAAGGCAGUUUUAUGUCUGUUUGUUGUGUUUCUGUGUUUGCCUGAUAAGCUGUUACGUACUUCAUCUUGUAUUACCCACAUGACUUUUGCACAUAUCUCAAGCGUUUUUCUACAUUUCAUUGAAAGGGUCAUAUAAGCUUUUUACAUAUUCAUAUUUUAAUCUUUUCAUGGUUUCCCCCUUUGUAUGUAUUAGCUCCGUGCUAUUAAAUAAAACCAAAAUUGAUUCUUAAUGGCUUUUGGCGUAUAUGUCAGGAAAAUACACAAAAAAAAAAAAAAAAACAUUUCCGUCAGAGCAUAAUUUUGAAUAUCUGCUUGUGUUACUCAGAUGGUAGACUCUUAGCAUCUGAUGGUAUAGCCAUCUUGUCUCUCUUUGCAGAUAAAGGAAAUGUCCUGUUGUAAGAACAGAUCCUGUAUUGAUUCCCUCUGUGUCUCAGGAACACCAUUAUCCUGCCGAGGAAGCUGUGUUGAGUCCAGUCUUGUGGCCUCGUCUCUCUCUGAAUAAUGAAAUGUAGCACGUGCAUUAACAUACAUGCUGCCUCUUCCGCAGGGGGACUGCUAUGCUCAUGAAAUGAUUUAACACAUUAACAAGUCUGUGUUAGCAGAUCUUGUGAAGUUCCACACAUUACGCUAAAUGAUGCAGAAGCCCCAUUACCAACAUUUAGUCUUUUCUUUUAUUAACCGGCCACAUGGGGGAGCUUUAAGUCUAUCGUAAUCCUUUGCCUGAACUGUCCUAGUGGUUCUCUAUGUCCUUGUGACACGCUGAUUUUGUUCAUUUGGCUUUAAAUCAUUUUUGCUUGUUAAAAUUACAGUGUAGUGGGAACUAAACUAAUACAAGCCUCAUACAACCCAUCCGUGUAAAUCACUGAAGAGGGUGUCACCAACCUGUCAUGUCCUUAUGCCCUCAUAAAUGCCCUUAUAUGUAUUUCCUCUAAAUCCAAAUGUAUUAUCAUCCUGUAGACAUAACAAGAUAAAUAUGUUGAAAAGG
Molecule: messenger RNA, 4817 nt
Organism: Clupea harengus (Atlantic herring)
Lineage: Eukaryota; Metazoa; Chordata; Actinopteri; Clupeiformes; Clupeidae
Gene: smarca1
Product: SNF2 related chromatin remodeling ATPase 1
Biological process (GO): nucleosome organization
Cellular component (GO): nucleus; chromatin
Molecular function (GO): ATP hydrolysis activity; ATP-dependent chromatin remodeler activity; DNA binding
Source: RefSeq, a predicted model, not a curated record